Messenger RNA from Fomitopsis serialis, 456 nucleotides. RefSeq lists its product as uncharacterized. The coding region runs from base 1 to 456 and encodes 151 amino acids. The record is from RefSeq and is a predicted model, not a curated record. NCBI's taxonomy places the organism in Eukaryota, Fungi, Basidiomycota, Agaricomycetes, Polyporales, Fomitopsidaceae. The transcript has a single exon.
AUGGCGAAAGCACUCUGGCAGAAGAAACAACUGGCUUGGCCAGAGCUGAGCCUGGGUGACAUACAGGGCCUGUGCCUGCGAAGGUGGACUGGCGCGAGAGGACAACGACGGAGACACGCGGAGCGAUUUUGGAAGAUCCUAAUAUCUGAGUCCGCCUUCCUGAUCUGGAAGCUGCGUUGUGAGAGAGUUAUCGGACACGCCGACGAAGAUGACUGGGAACACACCGGUCAGGCAAUCCGAGCCAGAUGGACUAGGGCCAUGAACGAAAGGCUACAUCUUGAUAUGGUGCAGACGCACAGGCGAUUCGGCCGGUCCGCAGUCAAAAAGGACAAGGUCCUGGGAACGUGGAAUGGCACACUGUUUGAUGAGCUGGCCUUACCGGAAGACUGGACUACAUACAAUAGGGUUUUAGUGGGUAUUGACGCGACGCGUCUCGACAUACGGGACGAUGGUUGA